AUGACUGAUUACGAAAAAUUAAGUCAACUACUAAUGCCUUUCUUACAACCUAACACUUACUUAAUUCUACAAGGAAAAUUAGGAGCUGGUAAAACGACACUAGUCCAAUUCCUAACUAAGAAACUCGGGAUUAAAGAGAAAAUAACUUCUCCUACUUUUAAUAUAUUAGAAAGAUACCAGAUUAGAAAAAACUAUUAUUUAAAUCAUUUUGAUUUUUUUCGUUUAGCUUCUGCUGAUAAUUUAGACUUUUUGAUCGAAUUAACAACUGACAACUUAAAUAUUAUAGAAAGAAGAGAAAUAAAUUAUUUUCAGCUGCUAGCCGAACUAAAAAACCAAAAACUUGCUAUUGUUGAUUGGUUAAACAUUCAAGCAAGAUUAGAGGUUUACCAACAACAAAAAAUUAAGAAAGGCGAUGAAAAGAAACAAAAGUAA
This is a messenger RNA of Racocetra fulgida, 432 nucleotides long. Lineage: Eukaryota; Fungi; Glomeromycota; Glomeromycetes; Diversisporales; Gigasporaceae. The record is from the annotation of a GenBank genome assembly.